AUGGCGUCGUCGCCCGCGAGCAGCUACGACUGCUCCUUCAAGGUCCUGCUCAUCGGGGACUCGGCCGUCGGCAAGAGCAGCCUCCUCGUCAGCUUCGUCUCCGCCGCCCACAUCGACGAUGACAUCGCGCCAACCAUAGAACAAAAAUCGAUGUUCACGCUGUGGUGGCUGAGCAGUAAAAAGCCGGCCCAGUCUGCACGGAAAGCCGGCGGCAAUGCUCGGUCGCGCCGGGCUGUCCAAUCGAAGGGGCCGUGCCCGUGUUCGCUGCGGAACCUCGCUAUCCUCGCCGUGGUAGCAUGGACCUUCUUCCUCUACCUAGACUUCUCGGUGAUCAGCGGCACGGCGGAGGUGAGCAACUGCGGUGACCCGUGCCGGGGACGGUACAUCUACGUCUACGACCUGCCGCCGCGCUUCAACACCGACAUCAUCCGCGACUGCCGCGAGGCCGGGGGCCGCUGGGGCGACAUGUGCGCGUUCCUGAGCAACGCCGGCCUUGGCCGCCCCCCUCACCGACGACGGCACGGACGGCGGCGAAGCUGGGUGUGCCUGACCAACCGCUCCGCUGUGGCCUCCGCCGUGUUCGUCCCGUUCUACGCCGGCUUCGACUUUCUCCGCUACCAGCGGGGCUACGACAAGGCCACCAGGGACGCCGCGUCGGCGGACCUGUCGUUUUGGCUCACGGUACAGCCCCAGUGGCGGCGCAUGGCGGGGCGCGACCACUUCCUCGUCGCCGGCCGAACAGGGUGGGACUUCCGGAGGAGCGGCGGCGGCGGCGGCGACGCGAACCCUGACCGGGGCAACGGCCUCCUCCUCAAGCCGGCCGGCCGAAACAUGUCUCUGCUCGUGCUGGAGUCCACGCUAGAACACGGCAGCGACUUCUCGGUGCCGUACCCGACCUACUUCCACCCCAGGUCGGACGCCGACGUGCUCCGGUGGCAGGACAGGGUGCGCGGCCAGCACCGGACGUGGCUCAUGGCGUUCGUGGGCGCGCCGCGCCCGGACGUUCCGCCGAGGAUCCAGGUCCGGGAACGCGUGAUCGCGCAGUGCAAGGCGUCCAGCGUCUGCGCCAUGCCGGGGUGCGCGCGCAGCUCCGGCAGUGCCCAGUGCCACAGCCCCGCCGACAUUAUGCGUCUAUUCCAGAAGGCCACCUUCUACCUGCAACCACCUGGCGGCGACGACUACUACUCCCGCACGCGACGGUCGGUAUUCGACUCGAUGGUGGCCGGCUGCAUCCCGGUGUUCUUCCACACGGGGACGGCGUACGAGCAGUACCCGUGGCAUCUCCCCGAGGACGGCCACCUCAAGUACUCGGUGUUCAUCCCGGACGCUGACGUGAGGCGGCGCAAUGUGAGCGUCGAGGCCGUGCUCCGGAAGAUCCCUCCGGCCACGGUGGAGCGGAUGCAGGAGGAGGUGAUCAUGCUCAUCCCGACUUUGUUGUACGCCGACCCCAGGUCCAAGCUGGAGACGAUCAAGGACGCGGUCGACGUCGCCAUUGACGGGAUCCUAGACACGGUGGCGCGGAUCAAGAACGGCGAGCAAGUCAAUUGUGGCGGGCCGGUGGCCACGGAUCCACCGAACCUUUUCGCCGCGACAGCAUCAAGGAUCGCGCCGAAUGGAUCGGUGCGAGCAGUUGACCAGCAUCGGUAA
This is a messenger RNA of Miscanthus lutarioriparius, 1647 nucleotides long. The record is from the annotation of a GenBank genome assembly. NCBI's taxonomy places the organism in Eukaryota, Viridiplantae, Streptophyta, Magnoliopsida, Poales, Poaceae.